Symbiodinium pilosum is the source of this 966-nucleotide messenger RNA. NCBI's taxonomy places the organism in Eukaryota, Dinophyceae, Suessiales, Symbiodiniaceae. The record is from the annotation of a GenBank genome assembly.
AUGGUUAUGUAUCAGGGCGGUGAGCUACCUGGGCCACAUGUCUUUGCCCACAGACCCUCCGGGUGCACCGACGGAGAGAUGUCUCUUUGCUUCAACAACCACGGAGUCAAUGGCUGUCUCCCUCAAUGUGGAUACAAUGAGACUGUGGACCGUGAACCACAGUAUUUAGUGGCCGGGCAGAUGAAGCUACGGGCAAAGAAGACCCCACCAAAGUUCAUGCUAAAUGUUGGCGAUAACUUCUACUGGGGUGGUAUCCCCAUCUCGUGUGGAGCGCAGCCCAUCGCGGGCGUGCAUUGGACGACGGCCCACAUGUUCGACACCAUCUUUAGGCAGGUCUACAACAGCCCUGAGCUCAACACCGUGGUGUGGCUUUCAGUGCUAGGGAACCAUGACUAUGGUGGCUGGAUGUUCACAUCAGGCUGGGACCAGCAGAUUGCGUUCACCUGGCACGACCAGAGGUGGCGCCUGCCAGCACAGUUCUGGAAGCAGCAUGUCUCACUCCCAGACCAAGAUUUUGGGAUAGACAUCCUGCUGCUGGAUUCGAACUCGGAGGAUGCGGUAGACCCAGCUGCACGACCUACGACGAACAUUUGCGGGGCGCAGCAUAAUCCUCCUGGAGCAAACUGUGCCAGCGUUGGGGGGCCGGCAUCCCUGCAAGAUUGUCCGGUGUACUUCGCCAAGCUGUGGCAGGAGCAGAUGGCGUGGGCUGAGAAGCAACUGAAGGCUUCACGUGCUAGAUGGCAGGUGAUUGUGACCCACUUCCCAUGCGGACAUCAGGCAGGCCGCAUUCUGGCCAGGUUGCUGCAUCAUAUUCUUCAGGACUUGCACAUUGCAAGGCAUGCGUGUUGCAGGGAAGUCUGCUUUUUGUGCUUUGCCUCUGCCAAGUGUGUCCUUGCUUUAAUAUGCAUGUUUCUGAAGAUCACACCUAUGCAAUCGCAAGUAGGCACGAGCGAGAGAGAGCACUAG